GUUUAGUUAAAUAUAACCUAUAAAGGGCGCAGUUUUGUAUCACGGAAUAUAUCAGUGUUGCAUACGAACUUGGAGCCAUGUCCCGCCUAGUUACCUUCUUGCUUUGUGUCCAAGCAUUAUUAAUUCAAAAUGCCUACAGUCAGUGUAUAGGUGCUGGAUAUGGCCUUGGAUAUGGAGGAGUAGGACCUGGAUACGGUCCAGCCGUUGCUGGCUUAGCUCCAGGAUACGGUCUUGGUCCAUACGGCUUCGGAGGCCCAGAAGUUUAUGGACCAAUUGUACCUGAUGUCGUUGCAUCGUAUGGAGGUGCUGGUAUCGGUGAUGUUGCUGUUGCUGGUGAAAUGCCAGUCGCUGGUACUACAUUCGUUGCUGGACAAGUGCCGAUCCUUGGUCUCGUGCACUUCGCUGGUGAGCUGCCAGCCGCUGGUAUUGUCACCGUAGCUGGCAAUUGCGGGUGUGGCUGUGGCAAUGGACCAUAUAUUUAUUAAAUAUAUAUAUUUAAA
Messenger RNA from Vanessa tameamea, 500 nucleotides. RefSeq names its product chorion class CA protein ERA.1-like. Gene Ontology annotation, cellular component: egg chorion. The record is from RefSeq and is a predicted model, not a curated record. NCBI's taxonomy places the organism in Eukaryota, Metazoa, Arthropoda, Insecta, Lepidoptera, Nymphalidae. Gene Ontology annotation, molecular function: structural constituent of egg chorion. Gene Ontology annotation, biological process: multicellular organism development; chorion-containing eggshell formation. Bases 78 to 485 code for a protein of 135 amino acids. The transcript is spliced from 2 exons.